AGGGGGUAUGAGGGCGGGUGGCUGGACGCGUUUGAGGAUUUGAUGCGGGCCAGUUCGGGGCUGGAGAUGCGCGCGCUGGGGGAGAUCCAGAGGGAUAGGGAGCGGUAUCGGGAGUGGGAUGGGGGCUGGUUUCCGUUUGGGAUGGUCGGCGGUGGGUUUUUCGGCGGCGGGUUUUUCGGCGGCUGGCGCCGCGACGGGCGAUACUUCGGCACCGGCAUGGGCAUGCGCGAGGUCGCCUGGCUGGGCCGGAUGCGCAGGGCCGGCCUGACCGAGGUGCUGUUCCCCGUGUGCGACCCCUGCCUGGGGUACCAGUCGCCCCGGACGAUGGAGGAGUGGGUGGAGCGGAGGAGGAGAGAGCGGGACGCCGGCAGGGCGUGGGACGGGUACCUGGAGGAGCGGGUCAAGACGUUGGAGGACAUGCAGCGGCGGCUGUGGAGGGAGGCGGACGCCUGGACCGAGGAGGCCCGGCGGGAGAUGGAAGAGGCUAGGCGGGCGAUGGAGCGGGAGCUGGGUGCAUGGGGCGGCGAUGCGCGGGACAAGGGCACGGGCUUCUUUGAUGGUGUGUUCGGAGGCAUCGUGAAGACGCUGGGCAAGGUGCUCGAGGACGAGGUCACGUCGAUGCAGCGGCACGACAGGAGGCAGGAGCGCAGGGAGCGCGCGGACGACACGGCCGUGGCGGACCAAAACAAGCAGGAUCGCUCCGCCGAGACGGAAGGCGAUCUGUACUCCCUCGUCCAGUCGGCCUUCCACGAGUCCGAGCGCUCGCUGUCCAACUUCUUCAGGGCCAUCUCGGACGGCUGGCGCGAGGGCCUCGGCGACCUGCGGGAGAAGCCCAAGCCGGCGUCGCCGGGCUCCAAGGUCGAGACCACCGAGGCGAUGGAGAACGGGCUCCUCAAGCGGACGACCAAGCAGGAGUUCGUCGACGAGCACGGCAACACGCACGCCAAGACCGAGACCACCUGGACGGACGACGACGGCAGGGUCGUCAUGCGCGUGGUGCAGAACUCCUCGGGCAGCUCGCACCGCUGGGAGAAGACGUUUGGGGGCGCGCCUGCCAAGCAGGACAACGACCGUGAAAUGGCUGCCGACAACAGCCGCGAGGCAGCCACCAACGAGGCCAAGGAGCAGAAGAAGAAGACAGGCGGGUGGUUCUGGAAGUGAAACAAGGCGCGCCCGCCCAAGACUGGACUGGACCUGGACUGAUUUGCAAGGGAGAUCGAGAUCGGUAAACACUCCACUCAUUCCCAUUGUUGUCGGCUCCGCUCCUUGAAAGAUUGGCUCAUGGGGUCUUAGUUUUGUUUCGACUAAGCGUGCAGGAUAUGUAAAUAGCGAAUAACUAGUGCUCAACUAGCAUGCCAACCAAGCAU
Molecule: messenger RNA, 1367 nt
Organism: Thermothielavioides terrestris NRRL 8126
Lineage: Eukaryota; Fungi; Ascomycota; Sordariomycetes; Sordariales; Chaetomiaceae
Exons: 1
Coding region: 67-1161 (364 amino acids)
Source: RefSeq, a predicted model, not a curated record